Chenopodium quinoa (quinoa) is the source of this 1686-nucleotide messenger RNA. Its product is annotated as syntaxin-81-like. The coding region runs from base 539 to 1468 and encodes 309 amino acids. Gene Ontology annotation, cellular component: SNARE complex; endoplasmic reticulum. NCBI's taxonomy places the organism in Eukaryota, Viridiplantae, Streptophyta, Magnoliopsida, Caryophyllales, Amaranthaceae. Gene Ontology annotation, biological process: retrograde vesicle-mediated transport, Golgi to endoplasmic reticulum. The transcript has 7 exons. The record is from RefSeq and is a predicted model, not a curated record.
UAUUCUAAAUAAAUCUAAUCAAAAUUCGCUUACUUAGCUGUCACAAUAAUACCUAUUUGUCGCCUACGUGGCUCGACACUGCAUUCGAAAAACUUGCCAAGUAUUCAUAUCCCGUGGCUUGGCUGUGAGGCCGGCUUUUAUACGUCUCACCCAAAAAAAAAAAAAAAAAAAAAAAAGUGUUAAUCUUCAGAUCGUAUCUCCCCUGUCCAACUAGUGCCCGUUUACCGCCCAUCAUCACUGCGAUCGGCUGCGGCGUGUAACAACACCGCUGUCGUAACACACUUUUUCUCUCCCCAAAAUCUUUCUUUCUUUCACUUUCACACUUAAUUUCCUCUAUACGACUUCUAUCAUUCUCUCUACUUCUGGAAAAGCCUACGAAUUUGCUUCAAUUCCAAAUUUCAAAUCGUCAUUAAUACUCUCAUCAAUUUGGUGUAAUUCUUUGGAAAUUUUGUUUAAUUCGCUGCAAAUUUACUUCAUCUUCUGUCAAAUUGUAGUUCAAUUCAUACAAAUUUCCGCUGGUGUAUUGUAUGAUCCAACAAUGGCGAAAAUUAGGGAUAGGACUGAGGAUUUCAAAGAUGCUGUUCGCCGUCAAGCCGUUUCUUUCGAUUACAAUGAGUCUAAAAUUGCUGCUAUAAUGGCAUCAUUCAUUAUACACAAGCCUCGCGAAAGGACUCCGUUCAUGAAAUCUUCGUUGAAAACACUUGAGAGCAUUGGAGAGUUGGAAAAGUAUUUGAUGAAACAUAAGCGCGAUUAUGUUGAUAUGCAUCGGACUACUGAACAGGAGAGAGAUAGCAUUGAACAGGAAGUUACUUCUUUUGUUAAAUUGUGUCAAAAGCAGAUAGAGGUUCUAAAAGCCAGUAUAAGUGAUGAAGAAGCUAAUUCGAAGGGCUGGCUUGGUAUGAAUAUAGAUGGUUCAAAUGCUGAUAUAAUUGCACAUAAACAUGGAGUGGUUUUGAUUUUGAGUGAAAAGCUUCAUUCAGUUACAUCAGAAUUUGAUCGGCUGAGAGCUAUACGGUUUCAAGAUACUCUGAAUAGAACAAUGCCCAGAAGAAAACGAAGCCGUGUCCCUGAUCAAAAAUCAACAGAUCAUUUGAAAUCACAACAUCAAGAGGCCACGGAACCUGAUGAAGUGGAACCCAGUCCCCAAAGAGUCCAAGAACAGCUUUUGGAUGAUGACACUCGUGCACUUCAGGUGGAGCUGAGUAAUCUCCUUGAUGCUGCUCAAGAAACUGAAACCAAAAUGGUGGAGAUGUCUGCACUGAAUCACCUCAUGUCUACACAUGUUCUCCAGCAAGUCCAUCAGAUUGAGUAUCUGUACGAUCAGGCAGUUGAAGCAACGCAUAAUAUGGUGCUUGGCAACAAAGAGCUUACUCAGGCCAUACAGCGAACCAGCAGUAGCAGAAUGUUUCUUUGGCUGUUUUUUAUUGUACUUACUUUCGCAGUCUUAUUUCUUGAUUGGUAUAGCUGAUGUAUGUAGUAGGUAUAGAGGAUCCAGAAGCUGCAAGCUAAUUAUCAGACAUCAAUCUAAAAGGCAGUAGAAAAUAUGUCCACGCCUCCACGGUUCAUGACCAAAUGUACUGGUGGUGUGAGGCUAACAAUUCUCCAAUAUACUACGUAAUUAUGGAAAAAAUUCUUUGUAUCUAUCGUUUUCAGCCUGGCAUAUACAGACUAGGAAAUUCCACACUA